Molecule: messenger RNA, 3234 nt
Organism: Pocillopora meandrina
Lineage: Eukaryota; Metazoa; Cnidaria; Anthozoa; Scleractinia; Pocilloporidae
Source: the annotation of a GenBank genome assembly
AUGGAAUCUGCAACUCAACUUUGUCUUGUAGUACUUUUUGUGACAACUUUUGUGAAUGAAGCACUCGGUGCUAAGGAUAAAGAGCUAUACUGUGGUGGUAAGUUUCAGAAAAUGUAUCCCUUUACCUUCUAGAUCAGAGCAUCAACUCUCCCAACUCAUGAGUAUAUGUUAACUUUUAGUUAGUUGUGAGAAUUGUUUGUUACAUCUUAGAGAUAUUUCGCAUGUUUAAUACACAUAAUUCACUUGGUAAAAUUUCCACACAGCCCCAUCCUACAUUAUGCAUUCAGUUCUUGAACAGAGAAAACAAUGAAAAAAACAAUACAUUUCCACUGGGAAAACAGAUUUGUUUUACAAUAGUUUUGGGCUGUGCGGAAACUUUACCAUUCACUUUACCUAUCUGCUUGACAGUGUGUUGUUAUGGUAAGGAGAAGUUUUGAAUUUAUCACUUCUUAAAGCAAGGCUCCUUGUCACUAAGAAUGCUGUGAUACAGAAAAUGUAGCUGAAAAGAUCUUACAUUAGUUUAAGUCUUUCUCUAAUUAUUGACAUGUACCUUAGUGUCUGCUGGCAAAGCAAAUUGUUAGGUUCCAAAUUUCUUAACCUUUAACUCCCAAGGCCUCAUUAGUAAUUCUCCUUACUGUCUGCCAUACAGUUCUUGUGAUCUUAGUUUGGAGAAUUUGGUAUUGGAUCAAAUAAUAAUCUCCUACUUAAUAUUUUUCUUUAUUCUCAUCACUUGUCUGCUUGAUAUUGUAUUGUUAUUAUAAGGAGAAAUUCUGUCUUGGUCACUCAUGGGAGUUAAAGGGUUACAGGUACUUUUAUUUAAGAGGAUUAAAUGACAUAUUGUUAUCAACAUUUCUUCUGAUAGUAUGCCAUGUCAUUGCGGAUGAGCUUCAGUGGGAAAUUUCUCAAGUUGAUCCCAGAAAGACUUUAGAGGUAGGGUUUUGAAUCAUUUUCUAAAAAAUGAAGCUAAAGGGUAUUUAUUUUAUUUUUAAGAAUGAUAAAUUUCAACCCAUAUGCAUGCAGACACAUGAUAUUACUGCCAUCUUUUUGGAAUUAUGGUUGAAUACACUGUAUAUGAGAAACUGUUUACAGUCCCUGGCAUGUUUUUUGGGAUAAAUCACAGACUAAUAUCAUCUGAAUGAUCCUAGGUAGAGAGUUUCAGAGUGGAUCCAAGAGGUAAUCAAAAUACCAAAAAGGUAAAGUUCAAAUUUUUUUUUUAUCAUGUACUGCUGACUUUAUAUAACAGGGUAUGCUAGUUUGAAAUCCCACUAGCUGAUAACCCUAGCUUGUUCAAGACCUUUAUGGCCUAAAUGUGGAACAUUGUAAGAUGAAGAAAAAGGAUUUUUGUGCAGUGCAACAAGAAAUAUAUUUUUUUCAAUUUACUUCCACUUGUGCCAAAGUUACAACUGAUAUUCUUGGGACAGGCUAAUGUGAGCCACAUAUAUCUCAUGGAAUAUAUGUGUAUUUUUGACUAUCCAGAUUCAAUAUGCAAGAUCAGAGACUCAUCUGAUAGAACAGCUUGAUAAUAUGUGUGAAAAAAUGAAUUCGUACGCUGAGUCGACAGAUCCCAACACUGGAAAGAAAUCAUACAUCAGAACCUCGUCACGAUCUGGUGAGGCAGUCACACUCAGUAAUGUGGCAAUCAGUGGUGACAUAGCUCAGAAGCUCAAACAUGCAGUAAGUUACACCUGUUCUUAUUACCUUGUGACAAAGAAUGGACAAUUAAACUUACACAAAUGCCUGCUGAAUGACCCAAUUCUGCCAACCAGAUCUUUCCCAUGCUACAUGCAGUGGAUAUUUCACUCUAGGCUAGAUUACCAAGGCUUUUUGUCUACUAUAGUUUUUCAAUAAAAAUAUGCACAAGGCAGUUUGGGUCAAAUAAUAAAUGGAUUGAUCCUUGCAGUUUGCUGGGUGUGUUACAUAUAAACCUGGCAAUAGCCUGGUCUAUCAUGGGGUUCUCUGUAGCUCAGUGAUUGAGCAUUAGAGUGGGGAAUCCAAAAGUCUGAGGUGUUAAUAUUGGUAAGGGACUCAAAAUUCCCCUUUGUCUUCUGCUCUUGACAAGGUGAAUAACACCUUUUAAUAUGUAUGAUACAGCAUGAUAUUUACCAUCUUUUUUUAAUUUAUUGUGGGAGAUGUGGGUGCCUCAUGGUCAGCAUAUUGGAUUCUGGGUUAAGAGGUGCAGGUCUGGAUGGGUCAUUGUGUUGUACUCUUUACACUGCUUCUCGCAACCCAGGACCUUCAUGAUAUGGAAACCACAAUAGGCUCCAGCUGGAUGGACCACUUGGAUUGAGUUUCUUUAUGUAUCAGCUCACAUUAUACGUGUAGCUCUUUUAAUUGUGCAUAUGAAACUGAAUGAUAUGUAGUCUAUAUGAUUUAUUUUCCAGUGUGAGAGUAUUAUAGAGGACUAUGAUGAUGAUAUUAUAGCAUCCUUCAAGACAGAGCGCAAGGAUCCAAAGAAAUAUAUGUGCCGCACAACCACUGGUAAGCAAUAUGACUUUUAUUAUUCUCUUUUCACAUUCAUACUGCUGCUGUCUUUGGUCAUUUCAUGAAUUUGGUCAGUUUUCAAUUCAAUUGUGCCAUAAAUUUAACUGGCAUUGCAAUUUAUUAUUUUUGUAAGGAACAGUUACAGAUUUACUAUUAAUAGGUAAUCCUAGUAAUUGUUAGUAAAGGCUAGGUCAAAAUUAACAAUUGGUUCAUAUGUCAGUGUGCGUUCAUUGAGAUAUGAAGCACGUGGGAAGUUUGAAGAGCUUGAAAGGUGCAUAAGAGUUGCGCAAGGCGUAGGCAAGAGCAACUCUAGCUUCUUGAGUGCUCUCCAAACUUCCCAAGUGCUUCAUAUCUCGAUGAAUGCACAGCUGACUUAUGAACCAAUUGCUUUAUAACAUUUUCAACCCAAGGAAAAUUUUUUUCUCAAGGGAUUUGUUUACUGACGUUAUGAGCGUUCACAAUAGGAAUAUGAAGCACACUCGCGCAAUUGAAUUUAAUUAUACAAAUUUACCAGCUAUGUUAUAAUGCUUGAUUUUCUUGCAGGUUUAUGCAUUGGUGAUGAUGACGAGUAUGAUGAUAGUGAUGAUGAAACUGAGAGUGACAAUGAGCCCACAGAAACUGAACAUGAUGAACUUUGACCAUAUUUUUACAAUUUAAUAGAAGAAAAUUACUUUUUGCACAUGGAGUUGUUAUGCAAAGUUAGUAGGUACUUGUCUGAAAAGUGUAUCAUUUAUGAAUUUUGCAAUAAAAUCA